CGGGGCCCGCGUGCAGGGCGCAGGCUGAGCCCGGCAGGGAAGAUGGAGCUGGCCACGCGCCCCCAGAUCCCCCAAGAGAUGGCUGCCAUCUUCAACGCCCCCAGUGACGAGGAGGAGUUUGUGGGUUUCCAGGACGAUGCUCCCAUGGAAAACCUGUCUGAGAGCUGCGAUAGUCUGGAUUCUCUGCAGCUGGAGAAACAGCAGAAUGUGCAUUUCCGUUCCAAAUACUUCACAAAAGAGCUCAGGAGGAUUUUCAUUGAGGAUACGGAUUCAGAAGCAGAAGACUUCGAAGGAUUUACAGAGAGCGAGCUGAAGCUCAGCAGUAACUCAGAGUGUGUGGAGUUGGAGCUGAGUGACAGUGACAGAGCUUACCCUGUGCUGAGUGACGAGGAGGAAGAUGAUGAAGAGGAGGCAGUACCCAGAAGAGGCAGGCCCACGAGAAGCAGUUUUGGUCUUCGAGUAGCCUUUCAGUUCCCCACCAAAAAAAUGGCAAAAACACCAGAUAGAAAUAGCUCCCACGUGCUGGACAGGAAGCCUGAUCUUGGAAGAGAGAAAGGCUUCAGACAGGCCAAGGAAAAGGAAGACUCGGCCUCUGAGUCCGAGGAUGACUCCAAGGCCGAGAGCCGGGAGCAUUCGGAUGCUCUGUUGAAGAGGGCCAUGAAUAUCAAAGAGAACAAGGCCAUGCUGGCGCAGUUGUUGGCGGAAUUGAACUCGGUGCCGGACUUCUUCCCUGUGCAGACCCCGCCGUCAGCGUCUAGGAGGAGACCGGCACGGCGGGCCUUCUCCGACGGCCAGAUCACGCGGCGCGUGAACCCAGCCCGGAGCGCACGCCCCCCGGAGAAGUUUGCCCUGGAGAACUUCACCUUGUCGGCCAGCAGGCUCUCAGAAGAGCUCUGCAGUUUCCGGAGGAGGAGGACGAUUAGUGGGGGGAAAUGCCAGAAGUACAGCCGACGCCCCCGAGUCUCGUCUUUCCGCUCAGUGAAGAGCGUCACCGAGGAAGACUUGGGAAACAUCGCCGUAACCGUGCGCGAUAAAGUGUACGAUAAGGUGCUGGGAAACACGUGCCAUCAGUGCCGGCAGAAGACCAUCGACACGAAGACGGUGUGCCGGAACCAGAGCUGCGGCGGGGUUCGCGGACAAUUCUGCGGGCCAUGCCUGCGCAACCGCUAUGGCGAGGAUGUGCGGACCGCGCUGCUGGACCCGGAGUGGACCUGCCCUCCAUGCCGUGGGAUCUGCAAUUGCAGCUACUGCCGGAAGCGAGAUGGCCGCUGCGCCACCGGCAUCCUCAUCCACCUGGCCAAGUUCUACGGCUACGGCAACGUGAAGGAGUACCUGGAGAGCCUACAGAAGCAGCUGUAGACCACAGUGAGGACCAGGACCGCUCACACUUACCGGCCGGAUCCCGCAGGACGUGUCUGCCAUUUGUGCCGAGCCUUUGGGCCCAACUUCACAGACCCUCGUUUUCUAGAAUUUUCUGCUUUUAAUACUAUUUUUUUAAAGAAAAUGUUUAUAUGCGUGAAAAGAUUUCUCAGGAAAAGGGUGAAGCAGAGAAGUCUGUGUCCACACCCGAUAGGCCUGUAUUGUUACAGGCACCUGCUGAAGAAGUCAGAGCACAGUGAACGGGCAGAGUGCAGGCUCAGGGAAGCUAUGCCUUGUCCAGCAGCUGAGGCCGGUCAGACCCCCCCCCCCCCGAGUGACACAGCCCACGCCUGAUAGUUUAUUCUGCUCCCAUCCUGAAUUCUUGGCCCUUAGAAGUUUAUACUGAAGAAUGUUCCUGUAAAUUACCAAGUGCAAUUAGCCACACGCUGGGAGGAAGGGUCCUCUAUGGCAAAGGCUGCUGGAGGCCUCUGUCUGCCUGCCUCCUUCAGGACCUGCCUGGAGCCUGCUGCUUCUGUGUUUUUACAUUUUUAGAGAUGUUCCUCUCUAUGGACCCCCACUGCGCUGUCUUGGAAACGUAAGAGAUAAGCCACAGCGUUGUAUGUGGGUGUCGGGAUAGGCGUUUAAUGUCUGGUUGGUUCUGGUUGUUUGGUGUCUCCAGAGACAAAUUCUCUAAGGAAAGCAUGUCCGUCCCUGUUACUAAGCGCUCACUGCCAGGCUGCCGCGGGCGCUGUAAGUCACGGGGCUCAGGCUUCCAGCAGCAGAGCCACGCCUGCCAGCACCCACUUCGCCGCCCUCUCCUUGCUCCUCAGCCGGAAAGUCCACACGUAGGUGACGCCUCUCGCCCUGGUUUUGUAAACGGGGCACUCGUAGGUCUGCUUCGUGUCCUCUCUCUCCGAGGGUACGGCUUUGGCAAAGAUGACUGGCAUCGUGGACGUGAGCUCCUUAAGGCGGGCGUCGGCGAGGGCUCCGGCCUGGGUGUCCCAUCUGGCGCCUGUGGCGGAAACAGCAGCUGUGUCACCAGGCUUGUCGGGACCAGUGCGCUAGUCGGUUCAUGCAAUAAAUGUUCCACUCACCACACCG
Messenger RNA from Psammomys obesus (fat sand rat), 2460 nucleotides. It is a transcript of the gene Cdca7l, whose product is annotated as cell division cycle associated 7 like. Gene Ontology annotation, biological process: regulation of DNA-templated transcription. The transcript has 10 exons. NCBI's taxonomy places the organism in Eukaryota, Metazoa, Chordata, Mammalia, Rodentia, Muridae. The record is from RefSeq and is a predicted model, not a curated record. Gene Ontology annotation, cellular component: nucleus. The coding region runs from base 43 to 1359 and encodes 438 amino acids.